Messenger RNA from Linum trigynum, 972 nucleotides. NCBI's taxonomy places the organism in Eukaryota, Viridiplantae, Streptophyta, Magnoliopsida, Malpighiales, Linaceae. The record is from the annotation of a GenBank genome assembly.
AUGAAUCCUGUCCGAGAUCUAGCAAGCGGGUUCUCAACGUCGACCAAUAACUACCAAUUUCAUGACCACCAUCGUGGAAAAUUCAUUCAAACUCAUAACAACAAAUUCAACCAAAAUGAUGGUCCCUCGCAACAAAAUAAUCUUGCCUUUCCGAAUCCGUCACUGAAAAGGAUUGACGAGGAUGAGGUGGGAAAGGAUGGACCAUCGCUCUCAGCAAAAUCUACAAAGAGAUCUGUAGUCAAAGGCCAAUGGACUGCUGAAGAGGACAACAUGCUGGUUCGAUUGGUAGGCAAGCAUGGACUCAAGAGGUGGUCUAUAAUUGCUAGUAUUAUUGGUGGGAGAAUUGGAAAACAGUGUAGAGAAAGGUGGCACAACCAGCUAAAGCCUUGUAUCAAGAAAGAUGCAUGGAGCGAGGAAGAGGAUGUGAUAUUAAUCCAGGCCCAUAAGAAGAUGGGAAACAAAUGGGCCAAAAUUGCAGAGCUACUCCCGGGCCGGACCGAAAACAACAUAAAGAACCACUGGAACGCCGCAAAGAGGCGCCAACCCAUUUCCACCCGCCGGAACUACCGAUCCGCUGAGCCCUCCGCCUCUGCCGCUGGCCUCAAGGAAUACAUCCACGCCGUCACUUCCCCAUCCUCGCCGUCAUUGACGGAAACAAUUCAAAUUCCCGCGCCGUCCAAUUGGGUGACGAAUAGCAACUUCGUCAUCGGCUCGUCGUCUGAGGCAGCAACCGGUCCGCCUGCCACCGGCGCCAUGUAUGAUCUGCACGAGGCGUCGGAGCAGCCGUUCCAUUUCGACGCCGACAGCGAUUGGGGAUUUGAAGGCGGAGGAUUCGGGUCUGAUGUGGAGAUUCCCGAAUUGUCAUUUUCUGAUUUCAGUAAUACGAAUUUGUUUGGGAUGUCGAUUGAUAGUUACAACGGCGAGGUUGACGGUCCGGCUAUGGGGAUGGCCGGCAACGGUGGGGAAGAUUAA